Bursaphelenchus okinawaensis is the source of this 6672-nucleotide messenger RNA. Lineage: Eukaryota; Metazoa; Nematoda; Chromadorea; Rhabditida; Aphelenchoididae. The record is from the annotation of a GenBank genome assembly.
AUGAAUCAGACCGGUAUUGUAUGGCAAGAAAGCCCAUUCCUCCUCGCUGUUUGUCUUUUCCUUCAGAGGGAGUGCCCGCGAGUUGAGGUCACCUCUAGGGACAGUUUACUUUACUAUCUUUUGUUUUCAGUCCGGGCAUUCAGCCAAACUUGGAUUCCGAUCAGACCAACACCCGUCCUGGCCAUAAGGCCCACCACACAGAAAUGGCGGCAGGAACGCCCCCCUUUAUCGUAUCUAAUCCAACUGUAAGUUGACAUAACCUUAAAAAAGAGAUCUUCAGUUUUGCAAAAAUAAUAUUUAAAUUUUAAAAAUAUGGAAUUAAGUCAAUCCAUUUCCAAAAAUGUAUAAAUUUGUUGAUCUGAUUAGAAGAUAAUCCCAAAAAGCGCCAAAUUCCUGUUUCAAGAACUGGUUUUUUCCAUAAAUAUUUACAAAUUUGACUUACAGUCUCAGUAAAAGGUAUAACAUAAUUACCCUUUUCAGAUCUAUGUUAUUCUUAUGUAUCCUACCCCAAACCACAUCUGAGUUAGCGGCCGAAGAAGAAGAUCUGUGCCAAGGACGGUCCUGUUACCCUGCUACAGGUAACUUGUUGAUCGGCAGGAAGGACAAGAUCACAGCAACCUCAACUUGUGGUACCGGACGCCGAGAAAGGUAUUGUAUCGUAUCCCAUUUGGAAGACCAGACCAAGUGCUUCUUCUGUGAUUCACGGCAAGAGUGGUUGGAAGACCGUGACCCCAACAGACUCAGCCAUCGGAUUCAGAAUGUGGUCACGGAGAGCUACGAAGAGCGUGCCAAAAGUUGGUGGCAGUCGAAGAACGGUGAGCAGAACGUGUCGAUUCGGAUCGACUUUGACGAAGAGUUCCACGUUACUCACUUCAUCCUCACAUUCCGAACCUUCCGUCCUGCUGCCAUGUUCAUCGAGCACAGUGCUGACUACGGUAAGACGUGGAGAGUCGACCGUUACUUUGCCUAUGACUGUGACAAAGCUUUCCCCGGAAUCCCAGAAGGCCGUCCCAAGAAGCACGGUGACGUCAUCUGUACCUCCAAGUACAGUUCCAUGUCCCCAUCGAACGGUGGUGAGGUAAGUUGCCCAGCUGGAGGUUAUGUUCUUCUUUUAGUUGAUCUACAAGGUCAUCUCUCCCUACAUCCACACCGACGACCCUUACGCUCCUGAGAUUGCCAACCUUCUGAAGAUGACCAAUAUCCGACUGAACUUCACGAAGCUACACACUCUGGGUGACGAUCUUCUCGAUUAUCGACCAGAAAUCGACGAGAAGUACUACUACGCUCUGUACGAGAUUGUAGUACGAGGGUCUUGUUCAUGUUAUGGUCACGCUCAAAAGUGUGUUCCUAAAUGGACGGGCGAUGACCGUGAGAACUCGGACAUGGUGCACGGUAACUGUGAGUGUACCCACAACACCCAAGGAGCCAACUGUGAGAAGUGCAAGGACUUCUACCACGACCUUCCAUGGAAGCCGGCCAUCGGAGAUGAGUCGAACGAGUGUAAGAUCUGCAGGUGUAACAACCAUGCCGCUUCUUGCCACUUUGACGAGUCCGAAUACAUCAAGUCAGGUAUGUAAAACCUGAUUAUAAGUUUUAAAUUUUUUUUUAUAAUUUUAAUAUUUGCCUAUGCUACUUAAAAGUAUUGAACAUCUAAAACAAUGUACUUAAUUACAGGUAAUGUGUCUGGUGGUGUGUGUGACGAUUGUCAGCACAAUACUCAAGGAAAGAACUGUGACCAAUGUCUACCGUACUUCUACCGUGACCCAGCCAGAAGAAUCGAUGACCCCUAUGCUUGUCGACCAUGUGAAUGUGACAAACGAGGCUCGAAGUACGACGGAAUCUGUGAAGGAGAAGAGAACAUCAACGACAAAAAGACUGCCGGUACCUGCUACUGUAAAACGCACGUCGAUGGGCCAAGGUAAGAUAAUCUCCAGCACAAAAGCUGGUAAUCAUUUCAAAGCAUUUUCAUAUGUAAUUCAUGUUAUUUGAAGUCAAAAUACUAAUAAAAUCGACUUCAGAUGUGACCGUUGCAAAAACGGAUUCUGGAACUUCACAGAAUCCAACCCAGACGGCUGUCAAGAGUGUGGAUGCGACUUGCUGGGUACUGUAGACAACCUGGGUUGUGACAAGUACACUGGAGGAUGUACCUGCAAGAAGAACGUCAUCGGAGAACGAUGUGACACUUGUAAACCCGACCAUUACGGUCUCUCGAACCACACAGACGGCUGUCUACCGUGUAACUGUGACGUUGGAGCCUCUGUGAGCACUCAAUGUGAUGCCAUUACCGGUAACUGUGAAUGCAAGAAUAACUUCGGCGGACCAAAGUGUAACGUCCCUCUCAGUGGGUUUUUCUGUCCAGCCAUCGACCACCACACAUACGAUGCUGAAGACUCAUCUGAAGUUACUGGUGGAGAAGUAAUCACUCGGGCAGCCUACUCAGGCCAACACAAGACCUGGUCGGGCGAUGGCUUCGUACAGAUUCGUGAAGGCACCAACAUCUCGUUUGUCGUCAACAACAUCUUCGAAUCUGGUCAGUACAACAUCAUCAUUAGAUACGAACUGCCGAAUGUAAGUUUUACAGUAUCACAAAUCGAAAUCAAUACAAAUUUCAAGAAAUUUCGCCGUGGUAUCUUAACAAAAUUAUUGUCUUGCUAUCUUAUCCUUAAUAUUACUGCUUUCAGGAUGGAGCUGGAUGGGACAAUAUCAUGAUUACCGUAGUACGACCUGAUAGUCCUUCGCCUGACGGUCCCUGUGCCAACAGUAUCACGUCAGAUGACUUCCUAAUCGCUCGUCUCGUACCUCAAACCACCUACUACGAAAUCCACCCCAGUAUAUGUUUGGAAAAAGACGUCGAGUACAAGAUUCUGAUGUUCUUCGGUGAACGCAUCGCCAACCACCACGACCCCCAAGCCCAGGCCUUGAUCGACUCGGUCGUUCUGAUCCCCCCGACCGACAACCUCGACAUCUUCAGUGGUUCUCACGAGGCACAAUACAAGGGCAGCUUGUUCGCCCAAUGUCGCCCAUCGUUCCUGAGACUGACGCCAAAGAGUCACGUUCCUCAACAAUGUAUCGACCUGAUCUGUACGGUAGCUGGUGCCAUCAUACAUGAAACCAAACCUUGCAACUGCGACUUGACUGGAUCGCUCUCGUCUAUCUGUGACAUUCACGGCGGGAAAUGUCAAUGUAAACCCAACGUGAUCGGUGACAAAUGUGACCGAUGUGCUCCAGAGACAUACGGAUUCGGACCAACGGGAUGUACACCUUGUGGCUGUGACAGUUCCGGAGCUUGGAACAACGAAUGUGACAAACAGUCAGGACAGUGUGAAUGUCGCGACAAGGGAAUCUACGGAAGGCAAUGUAACCAAUGUCAGCCUGGCUUCUGGUCGUUCCCUGACUGUAAGACUUGUCAAUGUAACGGACAUGCCACGGUUUGUGACCAAGAACGUGGAGCUUGUAUCGACUGUCACAAUCACACCACGGGACACAACUGUGAACGAUGUAUCGACACCUACUACGGAGACCCACGCCUUGGUGUAGGUGAACACUGUAAGCCUUGCCCAUGCCCUGGAGGUCCAGGAUCAGGACUCCAAAACGCAAAUACCUGCUACUUGGACAGGAAUGCUCUGGAGUCAAAACUGAAGUGUAACUGUAAACCUGGUUACACUGGAGAUCGGUGCGAUGCUUGUGAAGUCAACCAUUGGGGAAGCCCUCGAGAUAUCGGAGGUCAAUGUGUCGAGUGUGACUGUAACGGUAAUAUCGACAAGAGUGUGCCCGGUAGUUGUGACCCGAAAACUGGACAUUGUGUCAAGUGUCUGCACAAUACCGACGGAAUCGAGUGUGAGAACUGUAAGGAAGGGUUCUUCGGAGAUGCCAAGACCAGAAGCUGCCAUCAGUAAGUCAUUUUAUAUUUAAACAUAUUCAAGGUGUAUGACAUGCCUAACUGUUACAAAACCGAGAUAAACACAACAACGCUUUUCAGAUGUGUGUGCAACUCUCUUGGAACCAACACGACUGCUGGAGCUUGUGACAGAGUCACAGGACAAUGCCACUGCUACCCCGACGUCGUAGGUCAACAAUGUGAUCAGUGUGCCCCUCAACACUUCGACUUGGCCAGUGGAAAAGGUUGCCAAGCUUGUGAAUGUGAUCCUUUGGGAGUGAUCGAUGGUCCAGAUGGUCAGCCGCACUUGGAAUGCAACAAAAUUGAUGGUAAAUGCCAAUGUAAGGAAGGGCGAGGAGGUCGCACCUGUUCUGAAUGUCAAGAUUACUACUGGGGAAACCCAUUGUCCGGAGAAUGUAAACGUUGUGAGUGUGAUCCAACUGGAUCAGCGUCGUACCAAUGCCACCGUAACAAUGGUACCUGCAUCUGUAAGCCCGGAUCUGGCGGUCCAUUGUGUAACCAAUGUGCGCGUGGCUACACCGGAAACUGGCCUCACUGCCAAGCCUGUGGCGAAUGUUUCGACAACUGGGACAAGAUCUUGACUGGUCUCAGAGACGAGCUAGACCAACUUGUGGAGAGGGCCAACAACAUCGAAGACACCGGAGUCUCUUCCGAAUACGACGAGACCUUUGAGAAGAUGGAAGUCCAGAUCAAUGGCGUCAAGACUCAGUUAGAAGCCGUUAAUAUAUCCAAAGAAGACGUCGAAGGCCUCAGAAAGAAGAUCGACAGUCUUGAAGCCGAUGUCAGCGACGCCAGAAGCAGAGUGUUGGAAAAGAACGAAAAAGUACUCAAGAUCGCUUCCGAUGUUGACAUUGCUGAACAACAAGUAACCGCUUUGAAGGCUAAGGCCGACGAUCUCACUAAAAUGGCCGAGGAUCUGAGCAAACAAGCAGAUGACAUACGUGGCUCAGACACUAAAGUAAGUGCAAACCGUGUUUUGUAAACUCUUCAAGAUAAGAUUGUUUGAUUAUCAUUGGUUUCACUUACGGUCUAACAUAAUAAAACAAUUUAGGGAGCAUAUGACAUCGUUCGAGAAUCUGCAGAAAAAGUCCGUCAGUCCCACGGAUCGAUUUCUGAAGCCAUUGCUAAGAUCACAUCGGCCGAAAGCGACCGAAACAAAGCUGCGGACAUGAUGGAAACCCACAAGAACGAGUUCCUACAACAAUACGACGAGAACAAAGCCGCUUUGGACGAGAUUCAGAAGCGCAUCGAGGAAAUCGAAGAAUCUCUGCCAACUUUGAACAAACAGGUUUGUGGUGGAGAAACUGCUGGUUGUGACGAGACUUGUGGCGGUCCAUCUUCCGAAUGUGGCAAGUGUGGUGGAAGUUCCUGUCUGGGAUCUGUGUCCAAAGCCAAACAGGCUGGAGAGUUCGCUCGUGAAGCUCGCGAGAAGUUAUUGGCCAAACAAAAGGAAGCUGAGGAGGUAAGAAAUAAUAGAUUAGCGUUUAUAAUACACUUAUAAAUAAUUCUUUAUAAGUAUAUUUGAAAUGCCAGAUUUUUAGGUGUCACGGAACGAAAACGUUCUUUCUCAAAGUUCUGGCUUUUUGUGACAACUCAAGUUUCUCUGAAAUUUCUUUUUUUUUUAAAUUUCCUGUAUUAUUUUUAAAGCUUGUGUUACAAGGAUUAUAAUUUUAAUUUUUUUCAGUUGUUGCAAAGGAUCCGCGACACUGUUCCUGAAACCAAUGCGGCUGAACGAUCGACAUCCGAAGCACUUAGAAACGUGGAACAAGCUGUUAAGCUAGCAAAUCACACAAAAGAUGCCUUGAACAAGCAACUCGACGAGAUUAAACAAUUUAUUGACUCAGAACGAACUGGACCGGAGCAACUCCAGAAUAUUGUCAAUGAGAUUCUCAGUGUAUCCAUUCCAUUCACUGAAGAACAGAUCAAGGAGAUGUCAGAUAAGAUCAAGGAAAAGGUCAGCUCAACCAAGAACACGGACGAGAUUCUGGCUGAAACUCAAGAUAAUAAAACUUUGGCCGAGAAUCUUCAGAAGCAGGCUGAUUCCGCGUCACAAAGGGCUGCCAAGAUUCACAACACGACUGUAGCCAUCAACAAAGCUUUGGAAGAUGCUAAUGCUGCUUACAACGAAGCUCAAUCAGUUCUUGACCAAACAGCUGAAUCAAAUGAUCAAAUCAGUGCUGAUCUCGAGAAAGCUGAAGGAGAUGUUGUUACUUUGGAAGAGAAAGCAAAGGAAGCUACUACUCUCAUUUCUGAGCUGCAGAACAAAACUGACAAGCUGAAGGCAGAGUACAUUAAGAUUACUUCCAACUCCAAAUCAGCUGGAGCUUCAGCUGAUAAGGCCUUGGAGAUUGCUCAGAAGGUUGAAGAGAAUCAAGCUCCAUUGAAGGCCAAGUAUGAUGAGGUGGACAAGUUGUUGAGCGAGAGAGUCAGUGGAAACGAGGAGAAGAAGGAGAGAGCCGAGAAGCUGCAUCGACGGACUACAGAGUUGCUGGUUAACAUCAAGAAACACAACUCGGAUGCGGAAGGUAAGGGCUUUAUUUUAUUUUUUUUUAUAUUAGGUUCAAAAGGGAAUAUAUACUGUUAACAGCAACUGAAUAUUAUUGUAAGCUGGAGUCGUUAACUGAAUCUUUUUAGCUUUGAAACGCACGGCUGAUUCUCUGGACGUGGAGCUGUCGAACUUCAGAAGCACUGUGGAAGUGCUGAGCAGACAAAUCGACGAGGUGGCAUCGGAAAUCGAGAAACGAGUGGAGUUCCACGCCACGUGCGAUGCUUGA